AUGAACAUUUCGCUGGAGUCUCUUCAGCUUCAGUCCGCUCAAUGGAGUGAACAGUUUCGGCCUCAGUCCACCCAAUGGAUUGUUGCCGCGCUAAUCGUCUUGGGCUGCAUUUACAGCUAUGCUUCGUCUUCCAAGAUCCCCCAGAUUAACGGCAAAGGCUUCUUUGAGUUCUCUAACAAGAGAGCCAUAAAACUAUACCAAUUCAAUGCAACAAACCUGAUAGGGGGCUGGUUUCGCGACCACCCGAAUACGCCCGGCAUGCUAAACACAGAAUUUGGAUCCAUGGUCAUUCUGCCUGGGUCCAUGGCAGAAGAGCUCCGAAACGACGAGAGAUUCAAUCUCCGAAAGCAACUCGCAAAGAGUUUCCCUUCUCAUUUAGCAGGAUUUGAAAUUUUCCGUGAUGACAUAAAUAAUGAGCUUGUGAGGACCGUCAUCAUAAAACAUUUCAAUAAACAGCUCGUUAAAAUUACAAAACCUCUCGCCGAAGAAACCACCCUGGCACUGGCGGAUCUUUUUACAGACGAGACAGAAUGGCACGACGUACCGCUUCAAGCGACAGUUCUACAGCUGGUUUCUAGAAUGUCGUCUCGAGUUUUUCUCGGUCCUGAGCUUUGUAGUAAUAAAGAGUGGCUACGCCUUACCGGAGGUUACGCCAACGUUAUUACCAAAGCAUUCCAAGGCCUUCAACGUUGGCCAACCUGGAUGCGGUACAUUGUAAACAUCUUUGACGCAAAUUGCCGAACAGCCCGUGGAUACAUGGCUGAUAUACGCAAACUAUUACGAACUAUUCUUGUCGAACGUCAAAGAGUAAAAGCAGAGGCCAUUGCCAAGGGGAAGCCAGCACCUGAAUACAAUGAUGCGAUUGAAUGGGUCGCGCAAGAGAGCAAUGGACAAAAAUACGACCCAGAGCUCAUCCAGCUUAGUAUGGCGACGUUCUCCGUUCAUACAACAACUGACCUCAUGACACAUGUGCUGGCCGACCUUGCUUUGCAUCCAGAAAUCAUUCAGCCACUGAGAGAGGAGGCCAUAUCCGUACUCAAAGAGAGCGGGUGGAAAAAGGCAUCCCUUGACCAGAUGGUGUUGUUGGACAGCGUCAUCAAGGAGAGUCAGCGAAUGAAACCGUUUACUACCGUUUCAAUGAGCCGCUUGGCAACGCAACGAAUUGUUCUCUCUGACGGCACUGUCAUUCCGAAGGGCAUGGUCACAGCUGUUGACGCAAGUUCAAUGUGGGAUCCCAAACUCCACGACAGUCCAGACAAGUGGGAUCCCUACCGAUUCUACAACUUACGCAAGGGCACCAAGGAGCAGCAGAAGUACGCCACAUUUGUCUCAACAGCACCAGAGCAUCUUGCAUUCGGCUAUGGCAAAUUUGCAUGCCCUGGAAGGUUCUUUACAGCGAAUGAGUUGAAGAUUGCCUUGAUCAAUAUUCUUCUCAAGUAUGACAUCAAGUUUCAAGAUGGCGUCACGCCCAGGUUUAUACGCUAUGGGAUUCAAGGCAUCACAGAUAUGACUGUCAAGUUGAGUAUCCGACGGCGGAAAGAAGAGAUACCUGUGUAA
Molecule: messenger RNA, 1557 nt
Organism: Trichoderma aggressivum f. europaeum
Lineage: Eukaryota; Fungi; Ascomycota; Sordariomycetes; Hypocreales; Hypocreaceae
Exons: 5
Coding region: 1-1557 (518 amino acids)
Molecular function (GO): oxidoreductase activity, acting on paired donors, with incorporation or reduction of molecular oxygen; iron ion binding; heme binding
Source: RefSeq, a predicted model, not a curated record